Messenger RNA from Moneuplotes crassus, 6396 nucleotides. NCBI's taxonomy places the organism in Eukaryota, Ciliophora, Spirotrichea, Euplotida, Euplotidae. The record is from the annotation of a GenBank genome assembly.
AUGGUAUUAUAGGUUUAGUUAUUUAUUCAACAAGUUUGGGAAUUUGAAGAGAUGCAAAGUGUUUGCUAAAAGUCGUGGUUCUUUUAGCAAUUAUAAGCUAUUAUGUAUGCGACUGUCAUUGUCCACUUGGAAACUUCGAAGAGCAUGGUCAUUGAUUUCAGUGUCAUGCAUCUUGCAGUCAAUGAGAUAGCUAUGACUCAUGAAUUAAGUGCAGUGAAGGGUACACAAGCAAAGGUGGCCAGUUAUGAGAGUAUCAAGAUUGAGAGCAUGGGAAGUUCUUUUCUCCAUCUCUUGACACCUGUAUUGAUUGACAAGAUAGUUGACUCACUCUAUGAGCAUACCAAGAUCAUUGAAUCCAGUGUCCAUCAGAUAAGAUACUCAAUCUAAGCGAUCUUGCUUGUGUAAAUCACUGCAAUUCAGAGUCACAGAUCUUAAUAAAAUAAUCCUCAGCUCAGAUCAAUGCCAGUCUGAAGAGACUUCGAAUAUUAUAUCAAUCCUAACAGUCAGAGCCCUGUUGAGCUCGGAACUCAGCAACAUCCUUACAAAGAUAUCCAGUCGGCCUUUGUAGAAAUCAUGAAUUUUCACAGUCAUUCAGAUCGCAACGUAACUGUGUUUGUCAUGGAAGGAUCCACAGUAUUUGCAUCGAGCCCCACUUAUUUUGUGAACAUGACUCAUGUGCAGAUUGAAUCUUACAGCGAUAGGGUCCAAGCUCCGAGGCUGGCAAGGAUGGUAGGAGUAAUUGAGAAGUCCAAGCUCAUUGCUCCUGGCUUUUCCACAAAGUUCAACAUACUUGUAAGCCAAACACUAUUACACGACCAAAUGAUCUUUGAAAAUUCUAAACUCGAUAGUGAUGACAAGACCCAGCUAUUAAUAGAGAAUGCUGUGUUCAAACCCUUUCAUGCUGGACUUUUGAUCAAGAACUUCAGAGUGGUUACUCAGUAUGACGACCCAGGGACUGCUCAUGCAAUCUUUGAACCAUACAGAAUUGAUACAAGAGUUGUCGGAAUGGUGAACUGCGACCUCAGGACUCAAGGCACCAUUCUCAAAGCCAUAACAACGGUGUUUAACUGGCAUAUGGAAAAUAUUGUAUUUGAAACCCAGCACUUGUACAGACUGAGUCUAACCAGACUGAGAUGUGGAGAAGAUCACACAGACAUGGGAACCAGAGUGUACUUUAAGAAUGUAACAUCCAUAAACUCUGGGGGCAAAGCUCCAUACUUACACAAUCAACAAUCUCUGACAAGAAACUAUCUCGCAAACAAUGCUCACUUUGAAGACUGCCACUUUGAUACUUACUUAGGAUUUGAUAUCGGGAUCAUCCAGUUUGUGUUUUAUGUAUACCCUCUCAACUGUCAAGAUCAGUCUCACAACACCUGGAAUUUCACCAACUUCCAUUUAACCACGUCAAGGAAUGAGCCAGGUAAGCACAGCAAGUUCAGUGAGACCAAUGAUAUCGCCCUCUGAAGACUCCCUAAUCCACAAGGGAACUUCAACGUGCACAUCAAUAAUUUUACUGUGAUCAAUGAUUCAAACAACAAAUUCGGCCACCUAAUAGCUUGGUAUGCUUAUAACACAACUUUCUACAUUGACGGGGCCAGGUUCUACAAUUCAUCCGGCUGGAUGAUUAACUUUAUUGCUUCCAAAAAUAUCACUCUCAAAAAUGUUCACUUUGAAAAUGUGCGAGUGGACACACCCAAUUUGUCAUUUGCGCUUGCUGAGAACAAAAUAGUGUUUGAUGGAGUUAUUCUUAAAAAUGUGACGGAUACAAAAGCAUAUUCUAAUCCCUUGCUUCAAAAUGUUAUCACUGGAGACUCUAAAGUUUCAUUUACAAACGUAGUAUUAGCUAAUUCAACAAUUCUGGAUCGAAGAGCAGUGUUCUAUGCUUCAGCAUCAUCUCAGAGUACAUUCCUUGCUGAGAAUAUUCAUAUUGAAAACUUUGAACUGUAUGGAGACACUGCAUUUGUUGGCUAUGGUAUCUUCAAACAAGCCAACUUCACUAAUAUCCAUGCUCUAAGAACUUAUUCUAGAGAUGGAGGUGAGAACUUCUUGAUUAAAAGUGAUUACAGCUCCGAAGGGCUUGCUCCAGAUAACGCCCAGAUAUUCAAAGAUAUUUUGGUGGAACAAUCCACAACUCAAGUAGUAUCGGUGUCUAAACCUGACGCAUAUAUUGACACAACUCAGUCGUUGUUAAUAUCAAAUGUGACAUACAGAAACUCACUAAUCACAUUUUCAACCGAUCUCAUCAAGAUAUACAAAAUGGCAACAGUAGGGUCAUAUUCAAUUGAGAUGAGCAGUGUUACAUUCACAAAUCUGACAUUCCAGCUUCCAUCUAAUCUAAUGCAUCUUCAACAGCAACUGAAGUCUCAAGCCUUGAUCAUCAACCUCACAAUAGCCGAUGUUGUGAACGCUGGAGUUACUGUGCAAGCUUACGAAUCUAACGACUUCUUCAACUACACUCGCAUCAAGUUCACCAACUUCAGAGCUAUCAACAUUGACGGUGGUUCUAGGUCUCUGAUCAAUAUUUACAGAGGUGCAGACAUCGAAAUCAUUGACUCAAAUUUUUCUUUUAUCGGUAACUACCACCAAGGAGCUGUCUUGUCAGCCGGUAAAGAGAGAGCUGUAGCAGUCCUGACCAACUGCACGUUCUUCAACAACACAUCAGUGGAAGGAGCAGUCUUUGAAGCACAAGCAGAGAGCAACAUUGUGUGAAGACACUGAACAUUCUACAAUAACUUUGCUAUCGCAGGAGGAGUGAUCAAGAUCAAUGGAGAUGGCAUGUUUAAGCUAUAUAAUGCAACCAUUUAUAAUAACGUUGCAAUGACAGGAGCAGUCGCUGAGUUGUUCUCAUCACAAUUACUAAGUGUGAUAGACAAGUCAAAGAUUUUUGAAAAUUACGGAAUCACAAAGCAACAAGUUGAGCAUGAAAUACUAAUGCAAAAUUAUAUUUUUGACAGCUUUAGAAGCUAUCUAACAAAUAAUUCUUACUUAACUCUCUCAGAUUCUGCUCCAGGUAGUUUUAAAAUAGUGUUGGGGAAGUUUGCAAUCUCUAAUUCUGAACUUGUUUACCAAACAGAGUUAAUUCAUGGAACAGGAUCGAGUAUAUCGAUUAGUAAUUCUUCAAUUGGAGACAUUACACUUGCUUCACAUUUCGCAGGAAUUAGUGAAUGAGAUUUCUCAAUUAUUAAUACAAGUUUUGAUAAUAUUUUCUGAGAAAAUGGCAUCCAUGAAGUGUUCCAUCUCGUCAACACAUAUCUUGAAGUUGACUCUAUGAAUUACACAAAUUCAAAUUGUAGACUCGUUAAUUCAGGCUUUUCCCAGUUAAAUUUGAAGAAUCUGCACAUCAAGAGCGUAAAACUGGAGAGAGUGAACCUUAUGACUAUUUUCAAAUCCAAAGCAAGUAAUGCUAAUAAUGAUGGCAAGCUUGUACAGACAGCAAUACUUGACUCUUCAUUUGAAAACAUUACCAUCAUAGAAGCUCAUCUGAUUUCUGUAAAGAAGUCAGAAAUCAAUCAGAUUAAGAACACACAUUUUGUGAAUAUCAGUAGUCAAAUUCUCAAAGUUGAAGACUCGAGAAUCUAUAGCAUUGAUAAAACUUCAUUCAAAGAAAACCUAAAGUGUCUCUACUUUAUAAAAUCAGUAAUUGACCUUAUUCAUUCCUCAACAUUCGAGUCGUGUGGAGAGGAGGAAGUAGUUUCCGGUGGAGCCAUCAGACUAGUGGCGAGUAAUUCAACAAUAUUUCACUCUCACUUUCUUUCAAACAAAGCAAAAAUUGGAGCUAGUAUUAGUGUUGAGUGUGAUUUUGAGAAGCCUUGUACAAACACUUUCAUAAAUCUUGUGAUAGAACACAAUGUUGCAGCUGAAAUGGGUGGUGGGAUAUAUUACAACCUGUACAGACCCAAUAUGAAAGAUAUUAAAAACUUCAACAACAGUGCUCAAUAUGGUCCUAACAUUGCUAGUUAUGCAGUUCGGGUUGCUGAAUCAAAGACACAUAGCUAUCAGAUUUAUGUCAAUGAUAUUCCUAGUGGACUGAAAUAUGAAAACCCGCUGCAUUUUGAAAUAGAGGAUUAUGAUCAUCAAGUAAUGAACCUCAUCAGCUCUGUAAACCUCAAAAUUCUAUCAGAUAAUCCCAGACUCUCGGUUAAAGGGACAGACUUUGCGGUAAUAAAGAAUGGGAAAGCAACAUUUGAUAACCUAAUUUUCAAAGGCGAAGCUGGAUUAAGGAACAAUACAUUCAAACUCAAAACAAUCAGUAUUAACAAGAAGAAGAUUAAUAAAGCGUUAGGAAAUUUACAAGGAAUAUAUAAUAACUUCAUUGAUAUUUCAUUCAGACAUUGCAAACCAGGAGAGAUAGAGACAGCUCAGAAACAAUGAGAUAAAUGACAGUUUAGAUCUUACACCUUGGGAUGGAACUCCACCAAUUGCAAUCCUUGAAUGGACUAUGCAACCUGAAUGGGAGAAGCUCAUAUAGAUGUUGACAGUGGAUAUUGGAGGAAAACAACCAAUUCAUCUCUCAUUGUAGAAUGACCAAACAGAUACGCUUGAGAAGGAGGAUACAACCUAGAAAAUUCAGAAUACCCUGUAAAAUGAAGAGAGGGAUAUAAAGGCAUUUUAUGCAGCCAAUGAGCUAUUGUUGAUGGAGUAAAAUAUCAACCUCUCUCAGAAUUUCAAUGUAGUAAAUGCCCAAACCCUGCUUUGAACGUAUUAAGAAUUUUAAUUGUGGCCACAGCAGCCUUUUGCUUCUUACUACUUCUGAUCUACAUAAAUCUUAGAAAGAAGAAAGAAAGUGAGAUAUCAAUUCUCCUUAGAAUCCUAACAAACUACAUUCAUUUGAUAGCAGUUUCCUUAUCAUUCAAUGUCAAGAUUCCUCAAAACUUCACAAGAAUGUUCUCAUUUUUCAACAGAAUUUCUUCUCCAAACGAGACAUUUUUCUCGUUUGAUUGCUUCAUCGAAGAUUACGAGAUAAAGCUGUUUGCUCCUUCGAAUAGCUUGUUCAAGAUGUCUCUAUAUAUUAUCCUCCCAUUUGCCUUGAUAGGGGCAAUUAUUGCCUUAUUCUGAGCAAUCAAGCUGGGUCAUAUCAUUCUUCAUUAUAUCAAGAAGGAGUGCAUGAAUAGGAAUGCCGAGAGAACCAACUUAUUCGAUUUCAAGAGAGCCCUAAUAGUCUCAAUGAUUUGCAUCAUCUUCUUGUUCCAUCCUGCCUUUACAGUGAAGUCUCUUUCUAUCUUCUUAUGCACUGAAAUAGACCAGAACGAUUCUAGAAUGACUUAUCACAUGGAAUACAAGUGCUAUUCAUGGGAUCACAUAAAGUGGAUCAUGAUUAUUGCAUUGCCUCUUUUAGUCAUCUGGGUAAUAGGACUUCCAAUAAUUGCUCUUUGAAUUCUCAUUAAAAGCCGAAAACAUCUAGAAAGCUCUAAAAUACAUCGCUACUUUUUAAUGCUUUACCAAGGAUUCAGAAAGGAAGUGUUUUACUGGGAAUUUGUAAACUUAUUCAGAAAGUUUGCAAUAUUAUCAGUCAAUUCAAUACUGAACCUCUUCUCUCCAACUUACAAAAUAAUGGUUUCUGUCGUCCUUCUCAACAUAUUCUACUACACCCAAAAGCACAUGAGUCCAUACAAGCUGGAAGAGAAUAAUAAGCUAGAUCUCUUGAGUAUCACUAUGGGCACAGUCACUCUUUUCUCAGGCAUAAUAUUCUCAAGAACCACAGAGGCUCACUCAGGAUUCUUUAACUUAACACUGCUGAUGAUCUUCAUCUUAAAUAGCUACUUCAUCCUACGUUGGAUUUACCAAGCUUUGUUAGUUUUAGAAUGGACCAACAAGAAGUAUUUGUUCCUGCUCAGAGUAAUCAGGUUCCUUCUCUGCACGAAAGAGAAGAAAGGCUAUUUCGAUCAGAAAAAUCUUCAGGAAGCCAAAUUUUGUGGCCAAAUACAGCCAAGACAGAAGUAUCGUUCAGGGACAAGAAUCCUGUUGAGACCAAAAUCAAGAUUUCAGAAAAAGAAGAGGAAAAGAAAUAGAAGAUAUAAGAAGAAAGCUAUCUGAAGCUCAUUUAGAAAACAGAAUAGAAGAGAGAGAAGCCAGAGUGACAUGACAAAACAGGAGUCGAUUAAAAAGAGUAAAAAUGUUGAUAAUCAAAGACAUAAAGUUUUAUGCCAAAAAGCGAUGUCUUCGAUACUUAAAAACACAAAUAACACAGAAAUUCGUAUGAUUCCACCUUCUCAGACAUCUUUCAGAGUGCCUAAUCUACUCAAUAUCAAAGAUGACCCCUCCUACUUCUACAAAGACUCUGAAGAAUCAGGAUAAACAUGGCCAAAUUCAGCUCUUUCCAUUCCAAGUCAAAUUCUUUAAUUUUUGGGAUAUUUCCAAAAUUUCAUCUUUGGAGUACCAAAUUAAAUAAAAAUUAUC